Molecule: messenger RNA, 3309 nt
Organism: Cordyceps fumosorosea ARSEF 2679
Lineage: Eukaryota; Fungi; Ascomycota; Sordariomycetes; Hypocreales; Cordycipitaceae
Product: ATPase, P-type, transmembrane domain protein
Exons: 6
Coding region: 1-3309 (1102 amino acids)
Biological process (GO): potassium ion import across plasma membrane; sodium ion export across plasma membrane; intracellular sodium ion homeostasis
Cellular component (GO): membrane
Molecular function (GO): ATP binding; P-type sodium:potassium-exchanging transporter activity; ATP hydrolysis activity
Source: RefSeq, a predicted model, not a curated record
AUGGCUUUCAAUAAGCCCGCAGACGCUGUCGGCGUGGAGCGCAUCCGCUGGAAUGAUGAGGAGCAAGGCCGUCGCCGGUCGCGCUCUCGUCCUCGUCUGAGCCGUGCCAAUUCCACCGACUCCAUGGCCAUUCGCGCCGUUUCGCGAGCACAGGUCGAUCCAGCCAUCACCCUGCCAAUUCACUACCGUACUGUCUCGUUUGGAAUUGAGGAGUCCAAAGGCAAGGAGCGUGCCGAGGCUGUUCGAGCGGCUGAUGCCACCGCCAAAGACCUUGCCGAUCUGGAGUGGCACAUUGUCACUGCUGAUCAAGUCUCGUCACGCCUCACCACAUCGUCCCAAAAUGGUCUGUCGGCAGAGCAGGUCAAGCGUCGCCAGCUUGAGUACGGUCGCAAUGCACCCUCCCCGCCCAAGACGAACCGAACUCUCACCAUCUUUGGUUACUUUUUCAAGGGAUUUGGCGGCAUCCUGCUCGUCGGCAGCAUUCUCGUCUUCGUCUCUUGGAAGCCUCUCGGCGAGCCCAACCCCGCGCUUGCCAACCUUGCCCUCGCUAUAGUCCUCUUGGCCGUCUUCUUCCUCCAAGCCAGCUUCAACAUGUUCCAGGAUUGGUCCACCUCUCGCGUCAUGGCCUCCAUCAAGGACAUGCUGCCUGAGCAGUCGCAAGUGCUCCGCGACGGCCAGCUCGCUCAUGUGCCUGCCGAGGAGCUCGUACCUGGCGAUGUUGUCUUCAUCAAAGCAGGCAACAAGCUACCAGCUGACAUACGCCUCAUCCAGGCAUCCUCCGAUGUCAAGUUCGAUCGCUCCGUCUUGACAGGUGAGUCCCGUCCGGUACCGGGCACGGUCAACUCUACCGACGAGAAUUAUUUGGAAACCCACAAUAUCGGGCUUCAAGGAACACACUGCAUCACCGGUACCAGCACCGGUAUUGUGGUUGCCACUGGUGACAAGACUGUCUUUGGCCGCAUCGCCACCUUGACUAAUGAGCCCAAGACAAAGAUGACGACGCUCGAGAAAGAAGUCUUGUACUUUGUGCUGUUCAUCUGCGGUAUCAUGGUUGCAAUGAUCACACUGGUCCUCAUCCUCUGGGGUGCUUGGCUUCGGAAGGAUCACCCUGGUUUCAUCUCUGUCAGUGCCCUCAUUGUCAGCUGUGUCAGUGUCGCCGUUGCCUUUAUUCCUGAAGGUCUUCCAAUUGCCAUCACUGCUGGCCUCACCAUUACUGCCAAUCUCAUGAAGAAGAACGAUGUCCUCUGCAAGUCUCUCAGAACAGUUGAGACGCUCGGUGCCGUGUCUGUUGUUUGCUCCGACAAGACCGGAACCCUAACCCAGGGUAAGAUGUCUCUUACGGACUGUGCCAUUGGCAGCACCAACCUCAGUGUGGAAGAGCUCCAAGGGAAGCUGGGAAUUGAUGAACAAGGAAAUGAGUCUGGCCUGCGGUCUGCCUUUGGCCAGCUUGGGGCCCUUGCAGCCCUCUGCAAUGCCGCCGAGCUUGACGCCUCGCAAGCAGAUGUGCCCUUGGCCCAGCGUAAUGUUUUUGGUGAUGCGACCGACACUGCCAUUCUCAAGUUCUCCGAGUCCAUCGCUGAUGGUAAUGUUGGAUACUUCAGAGGAUGCUGGCAAAAAGUUUUUGAUCUUGCCUUCAACAGCAAAAACAAGUUCAUGAUUCGCACCUUUACAUGCAGCCGCAAGGAGGCGGUAGGAUAUACUAUGCAUCCAUCAGCCGCUGCUGAAUUCGGCGACAACGACAUCCUCUUGACCAUCAAGGGAGCGCCUGACGUGCUGAUUGGCCGCUGCUCCGAAUUCCUCACCGCUGAUGGCGGAGUUGCUUCCAUGGAUAAAAACGCCCUGGCCACGUUUGAGCACCUGAAGCAGGUGUACUCGUCGCAGGGCAAGCGUUGCCUGCUUCUGGCUCGCAAGGUUGUCCCCGGUAGCUCCAUCAAGAAUGCAGUCGAGGACGGUGCUUACGAGACAGAAAUGUCUGACCUCGCAAAAUCCGGUCUUACUCUUGUCGGCCUUGUUGCCAUUGUCGAUCCUCUCCGUCCUGAGAUUCGCGAUGUUGUGUCUACUCUUCGCGGCGCUGGCAUUCGCAUUGCCAUGGUUACCGGCGACUUCAGUCUGACGGCGCUGGCCAUUGCUCGCGACGCCGGCAUCGUCACUUGCGUGCAUGUCGACGGUGCCAGCCAUCUUGAGCGCAAUCCCGAGCCAUCUUCCGACUCGACCGACUGCGAAGAGAAAAGCACCGGCGGUUCACGGGGCGCGCUUGUCAUCAGCGGUAGCGAGCUCACGCGCCUCAACGACCACCAGUGGAAGACGCUCACUGAGUAUGACGAGAUUGUCUUUGCGCGCACAACGCCUGAGCAGAAGCUGCGCAUCGUGCGCGAGUUCCAGAAGGAAAAUGUAGUUGCCAUGACUGGUGACGGUGUAAAUGAUGCGCCCUCACUCAAAGCCGCAGAUGUCGGUAUCGCCCUGGGCAGUGGCUCAGACAUUGCGAUGGAGGCGGCCGACAUGGUCCUACUGGACUCGUUCUCCUCCAUCGUGGUCGCUGUGCAAUACGGCCGUGUUGUGUUUGACAACUUGAAGAAGGUCAUUGCCUACCUACUUCCCGCUGGCUCCUUCUCCGAGUUCUGGCCGGUCAUCACCAACGUUGCGUUCGGCCUUCCGCAAAUUCUGUCAUCUUUCCUCAUGAUUAUUAUUUGCUGCUUUACUGAUUGCGUCGCCGCUACCAUCUUGUCUUACGAAAAGCCCGAGGCUGAUGUGCUGCACCGCCGACCCCGCAACGUGAAGAAGGAUCGCCUGGUGAACUGGCAGCUCAUCUUCCAAGCGUACGGCAUCAUUGGCAUGACAGAGACACUGGCGUCGUUUGCCAUGUCGUACUGGUACCUGCAGCGCAAGGGGAUCGCAUUCAAGGACCUGUGGUUUUCCUUUGGCAAGGUGCCGGACUAUGUCACCGAGGAUUACUACAACGCCAGACUAACAGAGGCGUCGUCCAUCUACUUUGUCAACCUGGUGGUGAUGCAGUGGUUCAACUUGAUGGCGGUCCGAUGCCGGCGGCUCAGCAUCUUCCAGCACCCGCCCGCGUUCAACAAGGCGACGCAGAACCUGUACCUGUUUCCCGCGAUCCUGUUUGCGCUGAGCAUGGCGUUCCUAUGGUGCUACCCGCCAGCCAUCCAGCGCGUUAUCGUGACGGCGCCGGUGCCGGUGGAAUAUUGGUUCUUGCCGUUUGCGUUUGGUAUUUACAUUGUCUUUAUUGACGAGGUGAGGCGCUUCUUUGUGCGCAAGUAUCCAACCAGUUGGAUUGCGAAGGCGGCAUGGUAG